AUGGUGUAUGUGCAGGGGCUGGGUUGGGCUGAUCAGUCAGUGGGUCUGAUAUUCACACUCUGCGGAGCGGUGCUCUUGAUCAUUCUCACAUCCUCAGUCGAUGGCCAACUUUGUUCAAAGAGGCCCGUCCACAUCUUCAACUUUGGCGACUCCAACUCGGACACGGGUGGACUCGCCGCCGGACUCGGCUACUCCGUCAAUCCCCCCAACGGCCGUACCUUCUUCAGCAGCUCCACCGGUCGCCUCUCCGAUGGACGCCUCAUCAUCGACCUCCUCUGCCAGAGUCUGAAUGUGAGUCUAUUGAGUCCAUACCUAGACUCUUUGGCAGGCUCCAACUUCUCAAAUGGGGCAAACUUUGCCGUUGUCGGGUCCUCUACCAUGCCGAAGCGUGUCCCUUUUUCUUUGAGCAUUCAAGUCAUGCAGUUCAUCCACUUCAAGGCUACUGCAGGUUUCAAACAUUUGAUAAAUGAUGAAGGUUUUCGGAAAGCACUUUACAUGAUUGAUAUCGGACAAAAUGACCUUUCUGAUUCUUUCACUAAAGACCUUUCAUACGUUCAAGUAACAGAGAGAAUUCCUUCAGUUAUUGAAGAAAUCAAGAGUGCCGUUAAGGCUUUAUACGAUCAAGGUGGAAGGAACUUUUGGAUACACAACACCGGGCCGUUGGGUUGUCUCCCUCAAAAACUUUCAUUAGUUGAGAAGAAGGAUUUGGAUUCAUAUGGAUGUCUUUCGAGUUACAAUGCGGCUGCGAGAUCGUUCAAUGAAGCAUUGCUUGAUUUGUGCAACGCGAUGAGAUCUGAAUUGAAGGAUGCUGUGAUAGUUUAUGUGGAUAUAUACGCCAUCAAGUAUGAUCUCAUUGCCAACUCCACCAAAUACGGUUUCUCUAUGCCGCUAAUGGCAUGCUGUGGCAACGGAGGUCUGCCAUACAAUUUCAAUGUCAGGGGGCUCUGCGGUCAACCUGGCUCUCAUGUUUGCGACGAAGGAUCCCGAUUUGUGAGCUGGGAUGGAAUUCAUUACACCGAAGCUGCAAACACCAUCGUGGCCUCAAAGAUACUUUCCACGAAUUAUUCCACACCACGCAUUCCAUUUGAGUUCUUUUGUGGCAGCUAG
Messenger RNA from Prunus mume (Japanese apricot), 1107 nucleotides. Its product is annotated as GDSL esterase/lipase At1g09390-like. The record is from RefSeq and is a predicted model, not a curated record. Gene Ontology annotation, cellular component: chloroplast stroma. Lineage: Eukaryota; Viridiplantae; Streptophyta; Magnoliopsida; Rosales; Rosaceae. Gene Ontology annotation, molecular function: hydrolase activity, acting on ester bonds.